CAAGUUUCUCUAUUUCAACAGUACUAGUUCGCUUGUUCAUAAUGCCGGACACAGUUCGUCAAAUACCUAUUUCUAAUGACCGCUACCAGUGCAAUUCGGGUAGCUGUACUUCUUCACCGAUUGUUUCACCUUCACACAGCUUUAAUCGUUCUAAAUCAACAUUUUAUCUCCUAGAUAGACGGACUUCUCCACCACCAGGUCGAUUGUUACAACCACAUAAUGGUGAGGUCGGAACAAUUAAUUGGUACAUAACGUUCUUUUGGAAAUUAUUUAAAUCAUUCCUAGGUUUAAAGUGGAUAAAUACAUUACUACUGCGAAUUUCAUCAAUGUGGUUAUGUUUUUGGUUAAUAUUGACAUGGAAAUGUAUAAGAAUACCUUUGGUAAUUUCAAAAUAUAUUUUACGCUUUUGCUUUGCAACAAGAAAACAUAAAGGAGAACAACGUACAGUGUUGAUAAAUGGAGGAAGCACUGUACAAACAUUGCAUUUAGCAAGAAACUUUUAUCUAACUGGCGCCAGAGUUAUAUUAUGCGAAAUAGAAGGCUUUGCAGAACUCUCUUAUUUUUCAAUAGCAGUCGAUAAUUAUUACACCAUACCGAAGCCGAACGAUGACAACUGUGUUCAAUAUGUAGACGCUUUAAGAUCAAUCGUAGAAAAGGAACGGGUUAACUUUUAUGUGCCUACAGGAACCACAGUAUCAUCAUACUACGACGCGGUAGCAAAAUCUCAUUUGGAAUUAUUAGGAUGUAAAUGUUUCGCGCCAGGACUCGACGGAAUUUCUAUUUUAAAUGAUUUAUCCGAAGUGUUUCACAAAUGUGAAAUUGAAGGCAUGUUAGUUCCAAAACAUUUAAGAGUUUGUUCUAAAGAAGACAUUAUAAAAUUGUACGAUAACGUAUCAUUUCGGGCCGACAAACAUUUCAUUGUCAAUAUUGGAUUGUCCGGGUGUAAAACUAAACACAGUUUACAAUUGCCAGCAACCAGAAAAUCCUUGAAGCUGCCAGGAACGGUUUCCGAUGACUGUCCGUGGCUUUUGGUACAAAAUUGUCUCGGAACUUAUUAUAAUACAUGCACGACAGUGCAAAAUGGAAAAGUUAUUGCAAAUGUGACGUGUAAUAUACGAAACGGUAAUAUCAUGCAAAACGAAUUGAUUGAUAAUUGGGUGGUACAUUUUAUUUCAACGUUGUCAUUUUCGUUUGACAGCAUUCUGACUUUUAAAAUUUGUAUAACACCUUCGAAAAAAGUGAUACCAUUAGAAUGUCAAAUCGGAGUACCCAUAAUAUACACGUUUUAUAAAAGUAAUUUAGAAAAAAUAAUAUUUCCACCGUGCGCGCAUCAAUCAUUAUCGCCAAAAAUGGAAAUAACCGAAAGAUAUUACGUUACAAAAUUGAUCUACGAAACAGUUAUUUAUAUGAAUACGUUUUAUUCAAUUAAACGUUUAUUGAACAUUUUAAUCACAAAAAAAGAAAUGUUUUUUACAUAUUGGGAUCCAUUGCCGUUCUUUGUUUAUUAUAAUUUACAAUUAGUUAUAAUUAGUAUACAUAAUGUCUUAGAUAAGUCAAAAUUAUCGAAUCAGAAAAACAAAUAUACAACAUUUUAAAUAGAUAGAUUUGUACAAAACUUUAAUUUAUUUU
Sipha flava (yellow sugarcane aphid) is the source of this 1629-nucleotide messenger RNA. RefSeq lists its product as uncharacterized. The transcript has a single exon. NCBI's taxonomy places the organism in Eukaryota, Metazoa, Arthropoda, Insecta, Hemiptera, Aphididae. The coding region runs from base 42 to 1595 and encodes 517 amino acids. The record is from RefSeq and is a predicted model, not a curated record.